UCAGACUGCCAAUAGCUCUAGAUUCACAGAUAUUAAUGAGGGAUAUCUACAAACUAGAUACCUGUGGGUACUUCUAUAGCCUACAGAUUAUUAACAGUCAUGCAAAGGUGCAGAGUCAUUCCCACCUCCUGUAGUGUUCAGGGAAUAUGAGUGACAUUUGGACUCGCAAACAAAAGAAGGCAGGGGCAUAUCUCUGUGUUUCUGUGGUUCCUUGUUGAGACAGUGAGGCUGUCAGGUUCUUGCGUGAGCACCGACAGGCUUUUAUGAAUAGUUCAUGACCCAGAUAUUAAAGAGGAGCCUGAAACCACUUCUUGGACGUCUCAUGAAUGUCGGAAAGUAUCUUUUGGAGGUUUAGAAGAUCAGGGGCAAGGCUGCUCACAUUUGCCGCCAUCAAACAAAGCCAGGCUUCACUUGGAGACAGAAUCGCACCUUGUGCAGAGAUCAGCCCACGAAAGGAUCCCGUCGUCCUCCUCCUUCCCUGUGCUCAGUCUCCAGCUGUCUCCCGUUCUGUGACGAUGGCUCAGUGGAAGAGACUCUGCUGGCAGCAUUACUUGUGGGCCCUGGGCUGUUACAUGCUGCUGGCCAUUGUGGCUCUGAAACUCUCUCUCAGGUUGAAGUGUGACCCUGACCACUUGGGUCUGGAGUUCAGAGAAUUUCAAAGCCAGUACUGUAGGAAUAUCUUGUACAACUCCCUGAAGCUGCCAGCAAACAGGUCCAUCAACUGUUCGGGGGUCACCCGAGGGGACCAAGAAGCGGUGUUGCAGGCUAUUCUGAGUAACCUGGAGGUCGGGAAGAAGCGGGAGCCUUUCAGCGACACGCACUACCUGUCCGUCACCAGAGACUGUGAGCGCUUUAAGGCUGAAAGGAAGUUCAUACCGUUCCCGCUGAGCAGAGAGGAGGCGGAGUUCCCUAUCGCAUACUCCAUGGUGAUUCAUGAGAAGAUUGAAAACUUCGAGAGGCUCCUGCGCGCGGUGUAUGCCCCUCAGAACAUAUACUGCAUCCACGUGGAUGAGAAGUCCCCAGAAACUUUCAAAAAGGCAGUCAAAGCAAUGACCUCGUGCUUCCCAAACGUCUUCAUAGCCAGUAAGCUGGUUCGGGUGGUUUAUGCCUCCUGGUCCAGGGUGCAAGCUGACCUCAACUGCAUGGAAGACUUGCUCCGGAGCUCCGUGCGAUGGAAAUACUUCCUGAAUACAUGUGGGACGGACUUUCCUAUAAAGAGCAACGCAGAGAUGGUCCAGGCUCUCAGGAUGCUGAAUGGGAGGAAUAGCAUGGAGUCAGAGGUGCCUACUGAGUUCAAAGAAAACCGCUGGAAAUACCACUUUGAGGUAGUGAGAGACCGGUUACACGUAACUGGAAAGAAGAAGGAUCCUCCCCCUUUUAACGUAACCAUGUUCACAGGGAAUGCAUAUAUUGUGGCUUCCCGAGAUUUUGUCCAACAUGUUUUGAAGAAUCCUAAAUCCCAACAACUGAUUGAAUGGGUAAAAGACACCUACAGCCCCGAUGAACACCUCUGGGCCACCCUUCAGCGUGCACGGUGGAUGCCGGGCUCUGUUCCCCACCACCGCAAGUACGACAUCUCAGACAUGAUUUCUAUUGCCAGGCUGGUCAAGUGGCAGGGUCACGAGGGAGACAUCAGUCAGGGUGCCCCUUACGGCCCUUGCUCUGGAAUCCACCAGCGGGCGAUCUGUGUGUAUGGGGCCGGGGACUUGCACUGGAUUCUUCAAAACCAUCACCUGUUGGCCAACAAGUUUGACCCAAAGGUAGACGACAGUGCUCUUCAGUGCUUGGAAGAGUACCUGCGUUAUAAGACCUUCUAUGGGACUGCACUUUGAGACGCACUGUGAGAGCAUUGCUACCUGUGGGGCAAGAGCACGUGCAAACAUGCCGAGAACUUGCUGGGACAGGGUGGGUGGGAGACCAGGGCAUUGCAGUCCAUGGCAUCCCCUAGGAUAAGUGGGCUGCUAUGAGAGGGUGGGUAAGUAGAUCUGUUGCCUUGUAAAUUGCUGCCUGGGUGAAUGGUGCUGCUUCUCCCACCCCUAGCUCUAGCACGUCCUCCAUUGUCCUUACCGAGUGAGAAUGAGAACUGCUGUGAUUUGGGAAAGUGAAGGGGGGAUGUGUGAUAGGGAACUGGAUUUCGGCUUUUCCAUUCUGUGGAGCUGCUGUUCCUCAUAAUUCUAGGUUUGGUAGCAUGGAGAACGUUGAUGGAAAGAGAGCCUCCCUUUUGUACUGUUAACUUAAAAGCAAAUAAAUCCUGAUUCA
Messenger RNA from Callithrix jacchus (white-tufted-ear marmoset), 2259 nucleotides. RefSeq names its product glucosaminyl (N-acetyl) transferase 3, mucin type (gene GCNT3). Gene Ontology annotation, molecular function: acetylglucosaminyltransferase activity. Gene Ontology annotation, cellular component: membrane. The record is from RefSeq and is a predicted model, not a curated record. NCBI's taxonomy places the organism in Eukaryota, Metazoa, Chordata, Mammalia, Primates, Cebidae.